AAAAUUGCCAUUUGUUCUUCAUGUCUGCCAAAAAGAAGGAAGUAAUAAAAAUAGACUGGAAAGUGACCCGGAAUGAAAUUGCUGAGGUGGAAGGGAUUCCUUUUACGACAAAAACUUAUGACAUAUGGGAUAAAAUUUGGACUUUCCAAGCCAAAUCUGAUGAUCUUCUCAUAGCAACAUAUGCAAAGGCAGGUACAACAUGGACUCAGGAGAUUGUAGACAUGAUCCAACAUGAUGGAGAUACCGAGAAAUGUAGACGUGCUCCCACUGCUGAACGACAGCCUUUUAUUGAAUGGGUUAUCCAUGAAAGUUUACCCUCAGGCCUGGAUCAAGCUUUAAAAAUACCUUCACCAAGGACACUGAAAACGCAUCUUCCUGUACAGCUAGUACCCCCAUCUUUUUGGGAGCAAAACUGUAAGAUAAUCUACGUGGCAAGAAAUGCCAAAGAUAAUGCAGUAUCUUACUACCACUUCCACAGAAUGAAUCAGAUUAUGCCUGAACCAGGAACAUGGGAAGAAUUUUUGGAGAAAUACUUAGCUGGAAAAGUGCUCUGGGGCUCCUGGUAUGAUCACGUAAAAGGAUGGUGGAGGGCAAAAGAUAAUCACCGUAUUCUCUACCUCUUCUAUGAAGAUAUCAAGAAGAACCCAAGGCGUGAAAUCCAGAAGGUGAUGCAGUUCCUCGAAAAGGACCUAGAUAAUGAAAUUCUAGAUAAAAUCAUCCAGCAUACACAAUUUGAGAUCAUGAAAGAUAAUCCCAUGGCAAACUAUACCGCUAUGCCUUCAGAGAUAAUGAACCAUAAAAUUUCCCCAUUCAUGAGAAAAGGAGCCGUUGGAGACUGGAAGAACCAUUUUACUGUAGCACAAAAUGAGAAAUUUGACAAAGUCUAUAAGCAGAAGAUGGCAGGAACUUCUUUGACUUUCUGCAUGGAGCUUUAAGAAGGAAUAUAUUCUCCAUUAUACCACUACCA
Heteronotia binoei (common prickly gecko) is the source of this 967-nucleotide messenger RNA. RefSeq names its product sulfotransferase 1C1-like. The record is from RefSeq and is a predicted model, not a curated record. NCBI's taxonomy places the organism in Eukaryota, Metazoa, Chordata, Lepidosauria, Squamata, Gekkonidae. Gene Ontology annotation, biological process: sulfation. Gene Ontology annotation, molecular function: sulfotransferase activity. Gene Ontology annotation, cellular component: cytoplasm. The transcript has 7 exons. The coding region runs from base 21 to 935 and encodes 304 amino acids.